UCCCAAUCCCAAGACAGAAGAAAGACUGUGGUGAAGUACAUUCCAAAGGAGAGACAAAUAUGGUAGAACAUCAGGUUCCAUUACUUGGCAGCUUCUCUUCAUCAGAUCAUGGAGAAGCUCUCAAAAGAACUGGGACAAUGUGGACAGCAGUGGCACAUAUCAUAACAGCAGUAAUAGGGUCUGGUGUACUAUCUCUUGCAUGGAGUGUAGCUCAGCUGGGAUGGAUUGCAGGUCCGUUGUCAUUGAUCUUCUUCGCUGGCAUCACCAUUGUUUCCUCAUUCCUUCUCUGUGAUUGCUACAGACAUCCAGACCCUGAAUAUGGGCCCAACCGAAACCCAUCGUACCUGCAAGCAGUCAAGUUCUUUUUGGGGGAGAAGAGCCAAAAGUUGUGUAGAAUAUUUGCCUAUGAGAGCUUUUAUGGGGCUGGAGUUGCUUAUACCAUUACAUCAGCAAUCAGCAUGAGAGCGAUACAGAAAGCCAAUUGUUACCACAUAGAAGGUCAUGAGGCUAAGUGUGAAUAUGGGGAUAAUUUCUAUAUGCUGCUCUUCGGAGCUGUUCAGAUUGUAAUGUCACAAAUACCAGACUUUCAUAGCUUGAUUUGGCUCUCAGUUUUGGCUGCAAUCAUGUCCUUUUCCUAUUCAUUUAUAGGAUUUGGACUUGGUUUUGCUCAAGUUAUAGAAACUGGGGAGAUCAAGGGAAGCAUAUCUGGAGUUCCAGCAGCUAAUCUUGGUGACAAGUUCCAAGCACUUGGAGAUAUCGCUUUUGCCUAUCCGUUCACUCUCCUCGUUCUUGAAAUCCAGGAUACUCUAAGAUCACCUCCUUCCGAGAACAAGACCAUGAAAAAGGCCGCAAUGACUGCAACUUCUCUUGCCACCUUUUUCUACUUCUGCUGUGGAUGCUUCGGAUAUGCAGCUUUUGGCAACAACACACCUGGAAAUAUCUUGACUGGAUUUGGUUUCUACGAGCCUUACUGGCUUAUUGGCUUUGCGAAUGCUUGCAUUGUUCUUCAUCUGAUCGGAGGAUAUCAGAUAUACAGCCAGCCAGUGUUUUCGCUCUUUGAAAGAUGGCUUGAAGAGAAAUAUCCGAGCAGCGGAUACAUGAACACUUCCUACAAGUUCAAACUCCCAUUGUUGCCACCAUUUCGGAUAAAUCUUUGCAGGCUAUGGUAUCGAACUUUAUACGUAAUCUCCACAACUACAGUAGCAAUGAUGUUUCCGUACUUCAACCAAGUAUUGGGAGUGUUAGGGAGCUUAAACUUCUGGCCUAUGUCUAUAUAUUUUCCAGUUGAAAUGUACCUUGUGCAGAAGAAAAUUUCACCUUGGACAACAAAAUGGAUAAUACUGAACAUCUUCAGCCUUUUGGGUUUGAUUGUAUCAAUAGCGGGCUUAGUUGGGUCAGUACAGGGAAUUAUAGGUGCCAAAUUUGGCUGAACUACUGCUAAUGUUGUACAUAUGCAGAUGUACAUUAAUGGGGAACAGGUGUAUAAUACAGUUUUAUGUCAAGUGUAUGAAAAAAAAAAAAAAAAACAAUUUAGUUUA
Molecule: messenger RNA, 1538 nt
Organism: Tripterygium wilfordii
Lineage: Eukaryota; Viridiplantae; Streptophyta; Magnoliopsida; Celastrales; Celastraceae
Product: probable amino acid permease 7
Exons: 7
Coding region: 60-1430 (456 amino acids)
Cellular component (GO): plasma membrane
Source: RefSeq, a predicted model, not a curated record